AUGGACGGCGAGCGCCGGGCAUCUCCGCCGCGCGGCUCGGGGCUCGCGGCCGGGGGCGCGCGGGAAGACGGCGCCCCGGGGCCCGGCGGCCGCAGCUCCUCCGCGCUGCUGCCCGCCGACGUGCUGGACCUGGACGAGGACGAGGACGACCUGGAGGUGUUCAGUAAGGAUGCCUCACUGAUGGACAUGAACUCCUUCAGCCCUGUGAUGCCAACGUCUCCUUUAUCAAUGAUAAAUCAAAUCAAGUUUGAAGAUGAGCCAGACUUAAGGGAUCUCUUCAUUACAGUUGAUGAACCUGAAAGCCAUGUUACUACGAUUGAAACUUUCAUCACCUACAGGAUUACCACUAAGACAUCUCGUGGGGAAUUCGACUCCAGUGAAUUUGAAGUGAGGAGACGUUAUCAAGAUUUCCUUUGGUUGAAGGGAAAACUUGAAGAAGCACACCCUACUCUGAUUAUUCCACCACUGCCAGAAAAGUUUAUAGUGAAAGGAAUGGUGGAACGCUUUAAUGAGGACUUCAUUGAGACGCGCAGGAAGGCGUUGCAUAAAUUUUUGAACAGGAUCGCUGAUCAUCCAACUUUAACAUUUAAUGAAGACUUCAAGGUUUUUCUCACUGCACAAGCUUGGGAACUCUCUUCUCACAAGAAGCAAGGGCCUAGCCUGCUCAGCAGGAUGGGGCACACAGUUAGAGCCAUUGCUUCCUCCAUGAGAGGAGUUAAACACCGACCGGAGGAGUUCAUGGAGAUGAAUAACUUCAUUGAAGUAUUUAGCCAGAAAAUUAAUCUCAUAGAUAAAAUAUCUCAGAGAAUUUACAAAGAAGAAAGGGAAUACUUUGAUGAAAUGAAAGAGUACGGCCCAAUCCAUAUUCUGUGGUCAGCAUCAGAAGAAGAUCUGGCUGACACUCUCAAAGGUCUUGCCAGCUGCAUUGACAAGUGCUGUAAGGCCACUGAGAAGCGGAUGUCUGGCCUCUCCGAGGCCCUGCUCCCUGUUGUACACGAGUAUGUGCUUUACAGUGAAAUGCUAAUGGGUGUGAUGAAAAGAAGGGACCAAAUACAAGCAGAAUUGGAUUCCAAAGUCGAAGCUUUGACUUACAAAAAGGGAGAUUCUGAGCUGCUUACAGAGGAGAUUGGAAAACUUGAGGAUAAAGUGGAAUGUGCUAAUAAUGCCCUGAAAGCAGAUUGGGAAAGAUGGAGACAAAAUAUGCAAAACGACAUCAAGUCAGCCUUCACCGAGAUGGCCGAAGACAAUAUCCACUAUUAUGAACAGUGCCUUGCUACGUGGGAAUCAUUCCUUACAGCACAGACUGGCCUUCACAUGGAAGAAGACUCUGAAGAUAAACUUUAAUCCCAUUGAGGUCUUCUGCGUGGUCUUUGGGAGACAGCAUCUAUCAACCGAUGUUAUUCUGUCUGGGUUGGCUGUGCCCUUUAUAAAGUGGAAGAAACACACUGAAUACUAUCUGGAAAACCAACAACUUGAAA
Molecule: messenger RNA, 1478 nt
Organism: Castor canadensis (American beaver)
Lineage: Eukaryota; Metazoa; Chordata; Mammalia; Rodentia; Castoridae
Gene: Snx7
Product: sorting nexin 7
Biological process (GO): protein transport; endocytic recycling; autophagy of mitochondrion
Cellular component (GO): phagophore assembly site; early endosome
Molecular function (GO): phosphatidylinositol binding
Source: RefSeq, a predicted model, not a curated record